Messenger RNA from Salvia miltiorrhiza (redroot sage), 1737 nucleotides. RefSeq lists its product as uncharacterized. Lineage: Eukaryota; Viridiplantae; Streptophyta; Magnoliopsida; Lamiales; Lamiaceae. The transcript has 3 exons. The record is from RefSeq and is a predicted model, not a curated record. The coding region runs from base 118 to 1497 and encodes 459 amino acids.
GGGGUCUUGGACGAAGUAGCCCCUCAAAUGUAUCUAUAAAUACAGUUGGAGAAAACACCAUCUGAUCAAAUCAAAAUCAUUUCUUCAACUCAAUAUCGGCUCUUCUUUGUUUGAAAUAUGGCAAGUUUGGCGGUAGACGCAAUUCCAAGGUUCAUCGUGAUCAAGUCAAAAGUUUAUAGUGAUAAAGGCAAUGCAUACUUCAAGGCAGAGGGUACUGGUGGGUCCAUACUUCUCGGUGAAGCCGACAUGUUCAGCACGCUUGUGAAGAUCGAGGCUGAGCGAUCAAAAAGCAGCAAUAACUACAUCAACCUCCGAUUUUGUUAUUCCAAUAGAUAUUGGGCGCGGAAGGCAGACAGCAACUUUAUUGUGGCCGACUCCGACCAGCCCGAAGAAGACACGACGAAGCCAACAUGUACAUUGUUCGAGGCAGUUAAGGUAGAUGAUUUCUUCUACUUGAUUCACGUUCAGAGCGGAGGGCAUCUGUUGAUGGAUAGCGCAACCUUGGCUUUCUAUGUGGACUCCAACUCCAUAAGUGAACAAGCUUACCUAACUUUUGUGGAUUGGAAUUCAUUAGUGAAACUGCCUCCGCGCAUAGCGAUCAAAGGAGAUAAUGAAAAGUAUAUCAAAAAUUUUAACGGCAACUUGCAGUUCGCAUCCGAUGAUGCUAACAACGAAGAUUCGAGCUACCUGGUCGAGUUGAGGCCGAACGGAAAUGUCCAAAUAAGGCUGGCUGGUAAUGAAGAUGCUUACUGGUCACUAAGCCAUACAGUUAAUUCCUGGAUUAACAUGGUCGAUCCUUUCAGUGAGCAAAAUCAGUUCUGGCCUGUCAAAGUCGAUGAAAAUUCAAUCGCGCUCCGCAGCGUUGACAACAACAACUUCUGCCGGCGUCUCACUGCUGAAGGUGCCGUGGAUUGUCUGAGCGCGUCGGCUACCACUAUAAUAAAUGAGGCAAUAAUUCAGGUGCAAGAACAGGUACUGGGAAGAAAGAUCUACAACGUGAGGUACGAGAUGGAGUAUGCUCGGAUCUUCGACGAGCAGCCUUACGUAGCGGGGUCGUCCACGCUGACCAACGAUCAAGAUGAGGAGGCUUCUAUGGAAGUCUCGAUAACGUACACAGACACGAAGACUUACACUUUUACACGUAGCUUAUCGUUGACGGCGGGGAUUACGACCUCCAUCGAAGCUGGUGUUCCCUUCAUUGAGAAAGCAUCGAUUACAGUCAAUUAUGAGAUAAAUGGGACAUUUGAAUGGGGCACUGAACAAUCAAAUUCAAUAGAAGUUAUUGCUACAGGUACGGUUCCUGUGCCGGGGAAGAGCACGGUUGUGGUUGAUUAUGUGGGAACGAAGGGCACGUGCAAUAUUCCGUAUUCUUACACUCAGGAAGACAAGAGCUCCACCGAUGGCAAGACUCUUUACACUGACGUGAGUGAUGGUAUUUACACUGGCGUCAAUUGUUACAACUUCAGCUUUCACGUUAGAUCAACUCAGCCGCUUUAAACAUGGACGUACCGAUCAACUCUCAGCCUCUUCUUUAUUGUUAUGCUAAUGAAUGUUUAACUUAAUGUUAUUGUAUUUCUAUUUCUUGUAAUUUCUUUUUUUAUAUAAUGUCGAGUCGAGGCAAGUCCUCUAUUGUUGCCGCAAUUUUAUACUCUCUCCGUCUCAAUUUUAUUUUUGGGUUAUCUCAUUUAUAAUGUUUCAAUUCAAAAAAAUAAAAAUAAAAUAAGGCUAUUUCCUUAA